Heteronotia binoei (common prickly gecko) is the source of this 3248-nucleotide messenger RNA. It is a transcript of the gene ICE2, whose product is annotated as interactor of little elongation complex ELL subunit 2. Gene Ontology annotation, biological process: snRNA transcription by RNA polymerase II; positive regulation of transcription by RNA polymerase III; snRNA transcription by RNA polymerase III. The coding region runs from base 78 to 2966 and encodes 962 amino acids. Lineage: Eukaryota; Metazoa; Chordata; Lepidosauria; Squamata; Gekkonidae. Gene Ontology annotation, cellular component: transcription elongation factor complex. The record is from RefSeq and is a predicted model, not a curated record. The transcript is spliced from 15 exons.
GCGACGCCAACGAGGAGUGGAAAGGGAAUGUUUUCCUUUCACGCUAAGCCCGGCGGCGGGGCGAGGAGGGCCGCAAAAUGGCGGCAGGCGGGAAAGCGCUUAGCUGGGAUACACCACCCAAGAAUGGACAGGACGUAUACUUUUCACAUGAUCUUUAUGAAAAGUUUUCACUGGCUCCAACCCUCUCUGAGCUGCUGUUGCUGUCCAGAAGAAGUACAGAAGGCAGUACAGACCAAUCGAAGCCUGAACAAGAAAACAAGACUUCUGGAGAACAAGGAUCGGUUCAAACCGGAGUUAAGUCUUCAGAGAAUUCUGCGCCUUUCCAAGAACCCAGAGUUCCUUAUCCUUACGUUUCCAGUUUGACAGAGAGAGAGCAGAGGAGAUACCUAUUCCUGUUGUCUACCUACUUCAAUGCAGAGCCCAGCCUGAUCGAUCGAUCGGAACAAAGUGAUUAUUCACAGUACCUUCAAAUGAAAGAAUUUGUGAGCAAAGAGGUUGCGGAGUUUCUGAAGUUUGCUCAGAAUGCUGCAAGGACGUGUGCUGAAGAUUAUAACUCCAUCUCUGAAGAGGCAUUGCUUUACUCCAAGAGGUUUUUAAGCUCUUGCAUUGGCUCUGUGAAGAAAUAUCCUGAAUCUUACGUCCUGCAUGAAGUUACCAGCAUCAUGGGGGGCAAGUUUAGCACGGAACUGACUUUAAAACUGGAAGCCAGCCUUGUUGCUCUGGGAAAGGUGAAUGCCAUCAAGCGACACUUUCCAAACAUGCCUGCACCAUUGCAGCUACCUGCUAAUCUUAAGUCAGCCAUUACAACUCCAGAGCAGAGAGCUUCCCAGCUGCACCACGAUAUCAGCACAGACCCGAAUGCAGAGAAACUCGCACUGAAAUAUCGUCCUCAGGUCGUGCUGACGAGCGAGUCCUUAUUCACCUUGCUGAACAAUCACAACCUGAACUAUAAGGAGCAGUGGGAGCUUCCAGUUUCAGUGGAAAGCAUCGCUGUUGCAGGCAGUGAACCGGCCAGAGUGGUUUACAUUGAUCCCCCUCUGCCAAAGAAAGAGAUGGCUGUGAGAGAGAAGAACCAGUUUUUCCAUGAAUUCCUGGCAGAUUUUCACACAACAAAGCAAUCCAGUAUUCUGGCAUGUGCUGCGCUACUGGACAAGCCCCGCAAAGACCCCGAGAACCUGAACGUUCCUGAAACAUGCCAAAGUAGAGAGAUGCAAGUAUUGGACCCCACAGAUAUAGAUUUUGAUGCUGAUAUCACGGAACUAGAAACGUUUGGCUCAACCUCAAAGGCUUUGAAUGUUUCCAAACCGCAGAGUGCUCCUGCCAAACCAACCAACGUACCUAAAAUUGGGUUGGAGGAGCUCUUGAAAAUUGAGAAACGGCUCUUGUCGGAAGUGAGCGGCGGCACAACCGAAAGAAGCAGCAACGUCAGCGACCCUUCAGCUUCGGCACACGGCGACAGGCAGAGUUUGAACAGGACUCUCUCGACUGGUUCUGCCCCGGGCCUGGGUUGCAAAGGGGGCCCCUCGGGUCAGGGUUUUGAAUCAACAGCAGCUGGACCAAGUCACAAGGGAGUGGCUGCUGCCCAAGAAGAUAAAAGUGAUGAUAAGCCACGGGUUCCGCCCUUCAAGAGCAACACCAGCGAGGAUUCUUUGGUCAUUGACACAGAAUGCGAAAAUACCGACAACGUCAAACCAGUCACGGUCCUUUCUAACCAAAGCCCGGAAACAGACGGUCCCAAGCUUCCUACCUUUACACAAGACCUGCCAGGAAAAGCAGCAGAUUCUUCAGAGGUUCCAGACCAGGAGAUGAAAGCACCCAAAAAACUGUGUCAAGAGUUUCCUGAAGGGUUGAGUCCUGCCGUGCAAACUGAGCUUCUCAAAGCACAACCUUCCAGCUCUCCAGGGCCGACAGAGGCGAGCACUGAGAACUGCCUGAAUCCUACACCCAGCCAGAUACCUCUUGUGCUGGAAGCCUCAGCAGUUUCUGCUCCAGAGCCUGGACAGAGAACACCCGCAGACCCGGGCAUCUCACCUAAGUUCACCGGGUUAUCGCACUUUCAAGAAUCUCAGAAAGGGUCACUUCGGGAUGCCGUUGAAAACCGUGCCGAGUACGAAGCGCCCGCGCAAGGCAACCUGGUCUACAAGUUCUUCAGCCUGGAUGACCUGCUGCUGCUGGUGCGCUGCUCGAUACAGAAGGUGGAGCUUCGGCCGCGCAGCAGGAAAAUUAAAAUCAAGAAGCACUGCCCAGUCUACCUACUGCCGAAGUUGGAAUAUCAAGCCUUCUACGGAGUGGAAGCGUUAACAGAAGGCGAAAUUUGUCGGCUGUGGACCGAGAGUUUAUUGCACUCCAACUGUUCGUUUGCGGUUGCUCAUAUCGACGCCCUCACCUCAAAACUUUUUCUGCUCGAAGAAUUAUCUGCAGAAGACCUGAGAAGAAGAUUCGGCACGUUUAAGCCAGCAAAUUCACUGAACAUUCUUCAGCAUCUCUUGAAGAAGGUGACCAGCUUGCAAGAGGGCUCCUACCUCUUGGCUCACGCGGCAGGCGACUCGUCCGUCACGAUCCGUAAGAGCUGUCUUGAGAAAGAUGUCAGGGGAGCGUACAACUUGCACACGGCUCACAGCGACCUGCCCGGCCCGCCUGCCACCCUCUCUGUUCCGUGGGUACCGCUGGAUCCCAACAUCCCUUUACCUUACCACUACACUCAAGGACAAGUCCCCUGCACUUUCCCACCGAGAGCAGCGGACACCAAAAAGGACCAGAAGAUGUCACACCCAGACACACCUAACCACAAAAAGCAAGUUUCCAUGGAAACGAACAGCAAUCACAAGUCAACUCAGCCGUUUAGGAAGCGACCGGGGCCUCCACGGAACAAGACAAUGAUGAGAAAUAUCUACAGGCAGGCGAACAGAGGGCCAAACUGGAAAUUCUGGAAACAGCCAAAGAGAAGCAAAGAUGAACCGGCUUAGUCAUGUGGCAGCAACACAGAUUGGAGCUGGGGGGGGUGGGGGAAGAGUGUAAUUUAUUAAUAAACGAAGAAACAGUCGCCUUGGGGGGAAAAUCCCAAGAUGGCUGGUCAGAUCCACAAGACUGCCUUCGGGCGCUGUUGCAGCAGCUUUCCUGUAAUUAGAGAAAUCAGAUUACAACCUCCGUUUACUCAUGGCAAGCACACACUCGAAGGAAAGUAUGUUCACUUGUCUGUGGGUUACCAAGGCAAGGUGUAACAAAUAAAAUGUGAGCAUGCUUUCGAA